AUGGCAGCCGGCGAACCUCCCGCGCCGAGCGCCGACGCGGCAUCGGGGCCCGAAUCCGCGGCCGAGGCCGAGCACCUCCUGGCGCUGGCCGAGUCGGAGCUCUCUGCGGGCCGGCUCCGGGCAGCGCGCAGGCACGCCCUCCGCGCCGCCCGCCUGUACCCAUCCUGCCCGCGCGCCUCGGUGGUGGUCACCGCCGCCAACGUGCUCCUCGCCAACGCCUCCUCCCACCACGCCGCGCUCCUGCUGCCCGAGCCCGACGACCCCGACGCCUCGCCGCUCUCCGCCUCCGAGCUCCGCCGCCACUUCAAGUCGCUCGUCAAGUCCCUCCGCGUCGGCCCCGACUACGCCGCCGCCUACCCCUCCUCCGCCGACGCCGCCGAGGAGGCGCUCUGCCGCGCCACCGAGGCCUACGAGGCGCUCACCGCCCCGCCCCCCGGGACCUUCUGGACCGCCUGCGCUGGAUGCCGCCUCCUCCACGAGUUCGAGCGCAAGUAUGUGGGAUACCGCCUCAUCUGCCCCUCCUGCCGCCGGACCUUCCUCGCCGUCAAGGUCCCACCUCCGCCGGAGGCCGAACGCCCUGCCCGUUUGCCUUCGCCUCGGCGGAAGCCGGCGGCGGCGAAGAAGUCGGACAAGCUGGAGAUGACGCUCGCCGAGAUGCAGCUCCAGUUCGCCAAGAAGAGGAGGGGCGCAAAGGCUCCGGAGAGCUCUUCCCGAGACUUGGUGGUGUUAGAUGAGGAGGAGGAGGACGCCGCCGAGGAGGCUGAGGCGGAGAACAACCAUUCGGACCUGAUGGCCGUGGAGGACUCUGACUUCUACAACUUCGACGCCGACCGCGGCGAGAGGUGCUUCCAGAGAGGCCAGCUCUGGGCUUUGUACGCCGACGCCGACGGCAUGCCACGGCACUAUGCGCUGGUGGAUGGGGUCCAGCGAGGCGCCCAAUUCCGCGUGCAGAUACACGGUGGCUGGAUGGCGAGGAGGGGAAGCCAUGCGGUGGCGAGGGCGGUGUACCGGGUUUAUCCCUGGAAGGGCUCGGUUUGGGCGCUCCAUGGUGGCGAUGCCGGGAGGACAAAGUAUGACAUUGUGGUGAUGCUCAGCAGCUACAAUGAUCGGUAUGGUGCCAGCUUCGGGUACCUGGAGAAGGUGGAAGGCUUCACGAGUAUCUUCACACGCCGGGAUGUCGGAAGCCAUGCUGUCCACGUCCUUCACAAGGGUGAUCGUGGGGCGCUUUCGCAUCAGAUACCGGCCUGGAAGUUGCCCAAGGGCGAGGGAUCGGCUCUGCCUCCUGGGGAUUGCUGGGAACUGGAUCCUGCAUCAUUGCCUCCUGAGUUGCUGCGCAUCCAAGCAUCGAACCAUGGGAAUGAUCUGGUUGUGGUGUAA
This is a messenger RNA of Miscanthus lutarioriparius, 1377 nucleotides long. The record is from the annotation of a GenBank genome assembly. NCBI's taxonomy places the organism in Eukaryota, Viridiplantae, Streptophyta, Magnoliopsida, Poales, Poaceae.